Linum trigynum is the source of this 3763-nucleotide messenger RNA. The record is from the annotation of a GenBank genome assembly. Lineage: Eukaryota; Viridiplantae; Streptophyta; Magnoliopsida; Malpighiales; Linaceae.
CUUCCUCUGGUCUUUUCUCAUCGGCCAUCGCAAUGGCCACUACUCUGUUUCUCUCCCUGUUUCCUUUUGGGGAGGAGUUCUGUUCUGUGCUACUAGGGCUAUGUACCAGUAAAUCACUGUACUUUUUGAAUCCUCUUUUUAUUCACGAGUCUGUCCCUACUCCCUAGUCUCAGUUCCUCCCUCCCUUCACAAUUUAGCGCCAAAAUCCCUCUCUCCUUAAAAAAAAUCCCAUUUUAUCUGAUUACCUGCGGUUACAAUUUUCUUUUUGUUUGUUUGCUAAACACAAAGAACAAGAAGAACAGCAAAGGAACACUACCACCAUUUACUUACUCUCUCUUUCUCGAGCCCCUACCUUCUCUGCUUUCACUACUCGUCUAGGCCUGCAGACUGCAGUGCUCUCUCUAUGCCCCCUUUGCUUGGAGCUUUCUUCUUCCUUGUUUCUCUUCUGUCGUUAAUUUCUUGUCUCCCUUGUUUCUUAACUCUCCAUCUGUUUGUGGUAAUGUCAAACCGAAGAAACCCACCUUUACCCAGUUGAGUUCUUUUGUGAGCAGUAGCUGAACAAAAUCACAUUUUUGGAGCAAGUUUAUGAUGGUCUAGUGGAUCAGAGUAAGAACCCCACACUAUUCCCCCUUUUUCUUUCCUACCCUUCUCCUUUUGUUUUCUGCUAAUCGAGUUUAGGCUCAUUUUAGUGCAGAAGAUUUUGUGUUCUCCCUAAAAGGCAAAGAGAUGAAAUGGGUUGUUCUCAAACACCCCAAAGAUUGAAGCUUUCAGCUGAAAUCCGGUGUUUUCUAAACAAAGAUGGAGGUUCUAGCUGUGGAAUACCCACAGAAGAUGCUGCAUUUUCCUCCCCGUCCCUCUGAAAAUCCUUCAACAACAAACAAAACCUUGUUUUUGCCAACUCCCUUUUCAUCCCUAAAGAAGAAUAAGCCGAUUCUUCGAAAGGAACACAGAAGAAAACCACUUUUUUCACUUUACACUUUCCAUCUCUCUAAAAUAAAGAAGACACAGUAGUAACCUCCCACGCCUGCACAAAAAGCCCAAAGUCCAAAAAUAAGCAGCAACAUCUAAGCCAGUCAAACCCCAGUUCUUUUAUUUUUUGUUUUAACUUGGAAGUGUGACAAAAAACUACAGAAAAACAUGGGAUGUGUUGCCUCCAAGCUAGAAGAAGAAGAAGAAGAAGAAGUGGUGUCCAUUUGCAAGGAGAGGAAACGGCAGCUGAAGCUAGCAGUAGAGAAGAGACAAGCACUAGCAGAAGCUCACUGCAGGUACUGUCAAUCUCUCUAUGCAGUAGCAGCAGCAAUAAAGCUGUUCGUGGCUCGCCAUGCUUCACCAGCUUCACCAUUCCUCAUUACAUUCCCACCUCAUAGCCCAUCUGCUUGCCAACCUAAAGCAGAAGGGAAUAAAAACAACGUGGUAAACAACCCAAUGUUUAUUGAAGAAAGGCCUUCUGAGUCGACCAACGAAGAGGCCAAUGCUUGUGAGUCUUGUGAUUCAUCAACAACCUCCUCUGAUUCCAGCGAGGAAGAAGAAUGUACAGAAGAGAUGGUGAGGCAGCAACAAGAAGAGCACGAGCAUCAGAGUUAUGGGUACUACUACAUGCAAAUGCCACCACAGCAAGCUGUGGUUCAAGAGUCGCCAGGUGGAGAUUUUGGGUGGGAUUUCUUCAACCCUUUUGAUGUGAUGAGGCCAGAGGUUAUGAAUGGGUACAGGAGGAGUUUGGAUGAUAAUUUGAGGGUGGUGAGGGAGCAAGAAGGCAUUCCUGAGCUGGAGGAAGAAGGGCGUAUUAGAGAGAAUGGAGAUGAGCAAAGAGUGUUUGUUGCUGCUGAGGAAGGGAAAGGUGGAGAAGGUUUUGAUGGUGGGGAUUUGGUUAAGGUGCGUGAUGGGAAUAAUGGGGAUGGAAGGUCAGUUGAACAGAAGAGGCAUUCAGUUAUGGAGUCACCAGAAAAAGGGAGGGAACUGCUGGAUGCUCUGAAGGACAUUGAGGAUCAUUUCAUUAGAGCUUAUGACUCUGGCAAGGAUGUUUCCAAGAUGCUUGAGGCGAAUAAGGUUUACUUGCAAUCUGGGAUGGAGGAAAUGAAAGAGAAUUCUAACAAGCCAAUCCUAUCUCUACCAUGGCACAGGUCGACCUCGUUCAAACCCUCUUGCAAAAGCUUGGUGGCUUCAAGUUCCAGAAGCACAUCAACAUGGACGGAAUACACGAACGAUAUCUUUGACGGUUGUGGAGGAAUGAAUGCUGGAAGCCAUUCCUCAACGCUUGGAAGGUUGUAUGCAUGGGAAAAGAAACUUUAUGUAGAAGUCAAGGCUGGAGAUGCAACAAGAAAACUAUAUGAGAAGAAAUGUUCAAGGCUGAGAAGCCAUGAUGUGAGAGGCAACGAUGAACUCAACAUGGACAAAACAAGAGCUGCAAUCAAGGACCUUUAUGCUCGGAUUCUCGUAGCAAUUCGCAGUGCUGAAUCGAUCUCGAACAGAAUCGAGAGGCUGAGAGAUGAAGAACUGGAACCUCAAAUUGUAGAAUUGUUAAAAGGCCUAACCCGCACUUGGAAGAUCAUGAUGGAAUCACAUGAAAACCAGAACAAGAUUCUUUCACAAGUAAAAACAUUUGAAUGUCCCUCAGUUGGGAAGUUCAGCAACGACUCCCAUCGUCUCGCCACCCUCCAGCUCGAGGCCGAGCUUCUCAACUGGCGCACCUGCUUCACAGAUUACAUCACAGCAUCCAGAUCCUACGUGGCAUGCCUCCACGGCUGGCUCACCAAGUUCUUGGUCCCUGAAGUUGAAUUCUACUCCAGAACCAGAAGAGUUGGUCAAAGCUCACCAUCCCUUCCCUCUCAAGCUCCCCCAGGCCUUCCAUUGCUCACCAUCUGUAGAAAAUGGCUCUCAUCGAUGGAGAAGCUGCCAGAAGUACACGUGCCGUUCGCUUUGAAGGGAUUUGCCAAAGAUGUGAGGGCAUUGUGGGUUCAGCAAGGGGAAGAGCAGAAGCUGAAGAGGAAGGUCGAUAGCUUGGGCAAGAUGCUUGACAAGAGAACAGUGUCGUUUCAUAGGACCGAGACUCGUUUGCUUGAGACCAAGCUCAUCGAGUAUAAUAAUGGAGAGGAGAAUGUUGAUUUAGCGAACCCUUUCGAGCAUUUGGCCGAGAGAAAAGACGAGUUGGAUUUCUUGCAGAAGAAGGUUGAGAUGGAAAGUGAGAAGCAUUACAACUAUGUGCAGCAGACUUCCAGGGUUACCUUGAGUGGGUUUCGGACAGGGUUUUCCAGUGUUUUCGAGGCUUUGACCGAGUUCUCCAAGGCCUCCAUGAACAUGUAUAAUGACCUUUUAGUAAGCAGCUGCAGUCAAAGCAAUGGGCAAGUGGAGAGUCAACCAUGUGUGGAAAGCUCCUCCCAGGUUGAAGAAAGUGAAGUCCGGUGACAAAGAGGUAAUUAGUUUAGGGUUUGGUUAAUCUUUCAGUAGAGUGCGGUGUUUAGUUAGAGAGAUUGAUUAUAUUUGAACGUAACACAUCAUGUUGUCGAAGCAGCUCGCUGAGACCAUCAUGUGUUCGCUUAUAUUCUUGUUAAUCUGUCAUUAGAGCUAAUGAGAACUAUAGAUGGAGAACUUUGCGGUAGACCAAGUUCUUAUCUUCCAGCCAUGUAAUUAGUAACAGAAGCCUUCGGUCUUCAGAGAGGCAAGGUUUCUGAUUUCUGUUUUCUCUGAAGCUCUAGGUGGAGAGAUUCUCUGUUUCCUUUUUCUGGAGAGAUUCUCUAUUUCUAUAGCUUGUCCUAGUAUAGAAUGG